This is a messenger RNA of Fomitiporia mediterranea MF3/22, 2825 nucleotides long. Its product is annotated as Suf-domain-containing protein. Gene Ontology annotation, cellular component: nucleus. Gene Ontology annotation, molecular function: protein binding; mRNA binding. The coding region runs from base 170 to 2680 and encodes 836 amino acids. The transcript has 9 exons. The record is from RefSeq and is a predicted model, not a curated record. NCBI's taxonomy places the organism in Eukaryota, Fungi, Basidiomycota, Agaricomycetes, Hymenochaetales, Hymenochaetaceae. Gene Ontology annotation, biological process: mRNA 3'-end processing.
CCCGUUCUUUCCUCCCUUUUCCUGUCCGUCCGAUUCAAGGCUACUCAGCAUCAAGGCCAGACUCACGGGUUGCAGCAAUCGCGGAACAAAAUAGAACACGAGGCUGCAACAGUCUACGUAUCGCUCUUGUCUGCAACUCAAGAAACGCAAAAACUAGAGAAAUAGCAAGAUGGACGCUGCAACACCGCCACAGACCAAUGACACGCAGCCAAUAGUUGAAGCAAACGACGGCGCCUUGCAACCGCAAGUAUCUGAGUGGUCACAGAAACUCAAGUCUGCAGAAGGCAACCCACAUGAUGAGUCAGCGUGGGACGCUCUGCUGGAUUUUGCUGAGGAGUCUGGCGACCUUGAAAAGAUUAAGGAGGCGUACGAGGCUCUGCUGCAAAAGUAUCCAAAUACUUCGUCCGCGCAAAUUUCGUACCUGAAUCAUUUCUUGGUCAAUCAGGCGACGUUCCCGUUUGCCGAAGCCCUGUUCGCUCGAUUCCUGAGAACCUCUGUCUCCGUCGACCUGUGGAAGUUCUACAUCAUCUACGUGAGGCGGUUGAAUGUCGGACCGGAGACGCGUGAUACCGUAGCAAAAGCAUACGAUUUUGCUCUUCAGCAUGUAGGACAAGAUAAAGACAGUGGCGAUAUAUGGGCAGAAUACAUUCAGUUUGUCAAAUCUGGCCCUGCAAACUCGACUUGGGAAGAACAGCAAAAAAUGGAUCAAUUGCGCAAGAUUUAUCAACGUGCUGUUCAAAUCCCGCUCGAGAAUGUUGAGACAUUAUGGAAGGACUACGAAGCAUUCGAAAACGGCUUGAACAAGAUAACUGCCAAGAAGUUCCUGCAAGAUCUGACACCGGCAUACAUGACAGCCCGAACAAAAUUGCGUGAGCUUCGCAAGCAUCUCGGCAUCCUCUUUGCCCCUCCACCAGGAACUGGCAGUGGCACCCGCUCACCACUCAACUUGCCACAUAAGCCCACGUAUAACUCAACAGAACGUCAAUUUGUCGGAGCAUGGAAACAAUACCUCAAGUGGGAAGAAAGCAAUCCAUUCGAGAUUGAAGAACGCUCUACGCUCAUUACCCGUGUCCAGGGUGUUUACCGCAAGGCAGUUGUCCGCAUGCGAUUCUUUAGCGAAAUCUGGUUCAUGGCAUAUUCAUGGACGAACAGUGUUGGUCGUACCGAUGAAGCGCUGCAAAUCCUCAAGGCUGGCAUUGAAGCAAACGCGACAAGCUUCGUCCUCAACUUUGCUCUGGCGGAGAACAUGGAACUCGCGAAGAACAAUGCCGAAGUGCAUGCGACGUUCACAAAGCUGUUACAAGGUGUGCUGCAAGAAAUCGAAGCACUGGACGCAAAGAUCACCGCCAAUUCCAACAGUUCGUCUUUCAUGGAAGCUCCUCCAGGUACGGCAAGUACGGUUGAACAGGGUACAGAGCAAACUGAAGCAGCGCCGCCGUUAAGUGCUGGUCUCAACAAAGAACACUCAAUGUCAGUUUCGUCCGCUUCCUCUUCCGAAGACGCAUCUCUCGCAACGCAGCUACGUGAGCGCAAGCAAGAGUAUGGACUCGUUUAUAUUUUGUACAUCCGUUUCGCGAUGCGUUCGGAAGGCCUCGAAGCAAGUCGCAUGGUGUUUCAAAAAGCAAGAAAAGACAAAUUCACUCCUUGGGAAGUGUUUGAAGCAGCCGCGCACAUGGAGUACCACGUUGCCAAGCAGCCAACGGUUGCUAACAGAAUUUUGAGCGUCGCAAUGAACAGGUUUUCGCAGGAGAUUGACUUUGUGGUGCGAUAUCUGACGUUCCUCAUGUCUGUGAAUGAUGAGAACAACGCACGUGCUUUGUUUGAACGCACCGUUGGAACUUUCCCUCCAGACAAAGCGCGCCCUCUGUGGGAGCGUUGGGCAAGGUACGAGUAUCAAUACGGUAAUCUAGAAGCAGCCUUGAAGCUCGAAAAACGUAUGGCUGAAGUCUAUCCAAAUGACCCUCCGAUCAAACGAUUUGCUCAGAGGCACCUCUAUGCAAACAUCGACGGUAUUGCCAACCGGGACCUGGGCGCCUCCCGAGCCCGAAAAGAGGCUAAAGACGCUUCCUCCCUUAGUCGUAGUGAUACCAUCCCUGCUAUCACUCUCGGAGUCCCUCCACCCUCCACCGGUACCUCGCAGAUUUAUAACAAUGGUGGGCAGGCAAGCUUUACCGUCAAACGCACCAUGUCUCCCGAACGUCUAGAUCGUGAACGAGAAAGAGAUCGUCUGCGACGUGAGGAAGUCCCGAAGCCUCCGCACAAGCGUCCACGUGAUGGGUCGCCUCCACUGACAAAAGACCGAUGGGGUGCUCCCUCCGGAAGUAGGAGAUAUGGAAGUCCCGCAUGGGGGGAUGAGGAGAGAGGAGAUAGAGGUAGAGUUGUUAGGAUUGAUAGGGAGAGGGAUCGAACGAGGUCGCCUGCAAGAAGGUAUGACCGGGACGAGCCAGCGAGGCCCGUUCUUCCGCAAAUCUUGAAUUGGUUUGUUAGCCAGCUGCCUCCGCCCAAUUCGUUUGAUGGUCCCGUAUUCCGCACAGAUGACCUUAUGCAACUAUUUCGCAACGCAGUCAUCCCAGGCUCAAAUACGAUGCGAGAACGGUCGCCACCGCCUCCUCCGCGUCCGACCCGUCCUCCACCAGACUAUGGACCUUAUCGUGGACCGAAUGGACGUGGAAGAUUCUAGAUUCUAUCCUCAGCGGCUAAUUUUGAAGCAAGAGGGUCGAGAAGCGUGGCACGAAGCCAGACUGCCACGUCCUACUAGCAAAAAGCAAAGGCAAACUGCUUCUCAACGCUCACUCAAAACACGCGCACGCAAAAGAAGUCGACCC